AUGGCUCUUCCACCAAAAUGGUAUCAGUUCCUCGUUGCAGUGUUUGCUUCAUUGGGUUCCCUGCUUUACGGUUACGAUCUUGGUGUUAUUGCUGAGGUUAUUGCUUCUGGUAACUUUAAGAGCAAGUUCGGCGAUGAUCCCAAUGCUACAGGCGCGGUAGUCUCGGUAUUCACAGGCGGUGCCUUCUUUGGCGCCAUGUUCGCUGGCUACGCUGGUGAUCAUCUUGGACGAAAAUGGACCAUCAUGAUCGGUGCUCUCAUCUUUAUUCUUGGUGGAAGUCUUCAGACUGCUGCUGAUCAUAUCAACUAUCUUUACUCCGGUCGUUGUCUCGCAGGUCUUGGCGUCGGUUUCCUCGUCAUGAUCGUCCCAGUCUACCAAGGAGAACUCUGCCACCCCGACAUCCGCGGCCGUGUAACAGCCCUUCAGCAGUUCAUGCUCGGAGUAGGUGCUCUCGUCGCUACAGCGAUCGGCUACGGCACCUACACGGGCCUCGGCGACGACAACUCAGGCCAAUGGCGUAUUCCUCUGGGCAUCCAGAACGUCCCCGCUGUGAUCCUUGCUGCACUUAUUCUCUUCUUCCCCGAAUCACCACGUUGGUUGAUCGACCACGGCCGUCAAGAGGAAGGUCUUCAGACACUGGCUAAGCUCCACGCUCACGGUGACGUGAAUGAUGCGUGGGUUCGAGCUGAGUAUGACCAGAUCUUGGAGAGAUUGGCCAUGGAGCACGAAGCUUCUGCCAAGAGCUACAGUGAGCUCUUCACAGAUAAAUCUUGCUUCAGACGUCUUUGGCUUGCCAUUAGUGUGCAGGUUGCUGCCCAGAUGACCGGCGUGAGCGCUAUUCAGUACUACUCUGUCGCCAUCUACGCCAAAAUCGGUAUUCAAGGCGACGAGACGCUUCGCUAUCAGAUGAUUUCUUCCGUCAUCGCUCUCGUGGCACAGUUCAUCUGUAUGCUCGUCAUCGACAGAACAGGACGACGCUGGCCUUUGAUCGGCGGCAACAUCCUUAACUGUAUCACCUUUAUCAUCGCGACUGUUCUUCUCGCCAGUUUCCCUCCCGGUUCUGAGAAUGGUGGCGGUUCUGCUGGUUGGGGCUUCAUUGUCGUCACGUGGAUCUACAACUUUUCUUUCAGCGCUACAUGUGGUCCUUUGUCAUGGAUCAUUCCUGCUGAGAUCUUUGAUAUGAAGACUCGUGCCAAGGGUGUGUCGCUUGCUACUAUGAUGUCGUUUGCUUUCAACACUAUGAUUGGGCAGACUACAUCUGUAGCUCUUGAUGACGAGACUGGUAUUGGCUGGAGAUGGUACAUCCUCUUUAUUGUCUGCAACUUUACCAAUGCUCUUUACUUCUGGGCUAUCCUUCCCGAGACUGCUAACCGUCCUCUUGAGGAGAUGCGAUAUCUCUUCACUGAGGCGCCCUUGUUUGUUCCUCUUAUGGACACUUCCAAGUUUGCGGCUGGACAGGACCUUGAGCGUCGUGUUGAGAAGGCGGAGGUCAGGGAGGAGCUUGAACAUCGUGAUUAG
Molecule: messenger RNA, 1518 nt
Organism: Fusarium coffeatum
Lineage: Eukaryota; Fungi; Ascomycota; Sordariomycetes; Hypocreales; Nectriaceae
Exons: 4
Coding region: 1-1518 (505 amino acids)
Biological process (GO): transmembrane transport; carbohydrate transport
Cellular component (GO): membrane
Molecular function (GO): carbohydrate:proton symporter activity
Source: RefSeq, a predicted model, not a curated record